This is a messenger RNA of Pestalotiopsis fici W106-1, 657 nucleotides long. RefSeq lists its product as uncharacterized. The transcript is spliced from 2 exons. The coding region runs from base 1 to 657 and encodes 218 amino acids. The record is from RefSeq and is a predicted model, not a curated record. Gene Ontology annotation, molecular function: structural constituent of ribosome. NCBI's taxonomy places the organism in Eukaryota, Fungi, Ascomycota, Sordariomycetes, Amphisphaeriales, Sporocadaceae. Gene Ontology annotation, cellular component: mitochondrial large ribosomal subunit.
AUGAUUUGCAGGCGGUGCUUAACAAGCGCUUCGUCGCUCACACGGACAAUAUCGCGGCGGGCAGCGCCCGUCAUUGUCCGAUCCUUUGCAUCGACGCCCGUACCGAGGAACGCAGCGCCCGUGGCUGCUGCACCCGCCGCAUCAUCAUCAUCAUCAGAUGCGUCGUCGAACCCAACCUUUGGCACACCGCUCGGCGAUGCACCUCCCGCCGCAGAAGACAAGCCCGCGCUGUCGGCGUGCGCCGAGGGCACCGUGCUGACGGGCCUCAACUACCUCAAGAACAAGACGGACCCCGUGGCCCUGGCCGAUGAUGCGUACCCGGCGUGGCUGUGGAGCUGUCUCGACGUCACGGUCAAGAAGAGUGAUGAUGCCGGAGCUGCUGAUGCCGAGGCCGAAUUCUCGAAAUCCAAGAAGCAGCGUAGAAUCGCCGCCAAGCGCCAGCGCUCUCUCGAAGCCAAGCUCCUGGCCGACGGCAACCUCGAGGCCCUGGCCCCCAAGAUCCCGCUGCAGCAGCAAUCGAUAAACAUGCCGGCCAACGAGGAGGGUACGGCCGAGGGCGCCCUGGCGGCGGUGGCGGCGCGCGAGGACCUCCGGAAGGCCAUGCGCAAGGAGAGAAGGUCCAAGAUCAAGGAGAGCAACUACCUGAAGAGCAUGUAA